AUGGCAGCCAAAUGUUACCUUAACAUGAUCCCUUCAUCACUUCUCUUGUUCUUGUCCAUUUUAGUACUUGUUAGAGGUGUUUCUUUGCCUCCAAGAUCCUUUCAUGUCAUCAAGUACGGCGCAGUCGCCAACGGAAGAACGGACAGCACUCGUGCCUUUCUUAGAGCAUGGGAAGAUGCAUGUGCGUACAAUGGAAGAAGUAGGGUUACGAUCCCACAAGGGACAUAUUUGUUAGGAUCAGUGUCCUUUGAGGGUCCAUGCAAUGGUUCAAUGACCUUUCUGAUAAAAGGGACUCUAAGGGCUCCGACGGAUCCCGGGAAGUUCUUCACUGACACAUGGAUCGGCUUCCGGUACAUGGAGAACCUGACGGUGAAGGGCGGCGGAUACUUGGACGGCCAAGGGGCUGCUGCAUGGGAAUACAAUGACUGCCACAAGAAUCCUAACUGCAAGCCUCUUCCUGCUACACUGAGGUUCGAUUUCGUAAGAAACUCAAAGAUCCAGUACCUAAGAUCAAUCAACAGCAAGAACUCCCACAUCAACAUAUUUGCUUGCUACAACAUGGACAUCAGCUACAUCAGGCUGUCAGCACCAGCGAACAGCCCCAACACAGACGGCAUCCGCAUCGGCAGCUCAAGCAGAAUCAAGAUUUCACGGGCCGUCAUCAGCACAGGAGAUGACUGCAUAUCCAUGGUCUCUGGCAGCCAGAACAUCGACAUAUCCGACGUCUCUUGUGGGCCGGGUCAUGGGAUUAGCGUUGGGAGCCUGGGCAGAAGUCAUCAGCACGAAUAUGUCACAGGAAUAAGCGUGCGAAACUGCACGUUUAUAGGCUCAGAUAACGGCGUGAGGAUCAAAACAUGGGCUCCCUCCUUGUAUAGUCUGGCUUCAAACAUAACCUUUCAGGACAUUGCCAUGAUAAGUGUCCACAACCCUCUUGUUAUUGAUCAACAAUACUGCCCAUUAGCCCAGUGCCUAGAGGGUGAUUCGGCUGUGCAAAUAGAGAAUGUGAUAUUCAAGAACAUUUGGGGCAUCUCAAGUACACAAGUUGCGGUGAAUCUACAAUGCAGUGGGGCGCUGCCUUGCAAGAACGUCAAAAUCAUAAACAUCAACUUGGCGUACAAGGGCCGUGGGGGACAGGCGAAAGCCCUGUGUUCUCAUGUGUUGGGAUCUUCUUAUGGAAAACAGAUCCCUGCUGGCUGUUUCUAGCUGCUUUUCUUUUUGCUUCACUUGCAGUAACUACAGCUUUCACUAAAUCACUAACUUGAACUACAUAUACACCUUUAGUGCACAAAAUCCUGUGUUUCAAUUUGCACUAGUGGUGUAUUUUAGUUUACUCAAGGUGUAGAUAUGUUGGAGGAGCAAACGUUGCUCAUACGGUCUAGAAUCAGAAGAACGUU
Messenger RNA from Sesamum indicum (sesame), 1394 nucleotides. RefSeq names its product exopolygalacturonase-like. The record is from RefSeq and is a predicted model, not a curated record. Gene Ontology annotation, biological process: carbohydrate metabolic process. Lineage: Eukaryota; Viridiplantae; Streptophyta; Magnoliopsida; Lamiales; Pedaliaceae. Gene Ontology annotation, molecular function: polygalacturonase activity.